CGCUGGUUCCCUUCGUUUACUGCGUAGCUCUCGUCUACAUCCACGCAAAUUGCGUUCAGGUUCACUGGCGAGCCUUUUCAGCUGGUUAGCCAAACAUCCAUAGAAAAGAGAUGAGCAGGAAAGCGAGACGAAGAAAACGUGAACAGUUUAUAACAAGUUAGAAAAACAGAGACCCAAGGUCAGCGUAGAAACAUCGAGAGCGGGUGGUUCAACACGCGGCAUUGCUCUCACCCAGGGGUCAAAGCUUCACCUGUUGUGUCACAGGAACAAGCAGCCGGGUUGUCUCUGUGGGACACGUGCACUAAAGCCAGCUAGCUUACGCCUGUGCCACUAAAGUAUUACCUGAGUGUCAGAUGUGGAAAAACCUCCCGACUCUUCCUGUCUGCUGUCAUGUCUGAACCUGAAGCUGGUAUAGCUUCCACGUCCACAAUAGCAUGUUAGCAUAUGGUUAAAUACGGGCCUUUAACCUCAUCCUUCCCAUUAGCAUCUCUGGCCCCUACAAGGGGGUUUACAGUCAUUCGUGGUGGUCCCCCUCACCCCUUCAUCUUUUCAUUUCUCAUUCAUUCACUCAUCCACAUCAGCUCCACCGUACCGUCUCUGCUGACUAAAAUCAGCUACAACCAAGCUGCCUCCGCUCUGAUAGGCUAACUGCUAGGCUUUUGUUUUGGUGGUUAUUUUGGUUGUAUGGAAUCGGCUUAAUCGUGGAGAGGCCAGGCUACCACAAACUGAUGGACUUUGACAAGCGAGGAGUCGGGGGAGGAGGGGGCGGGGGAGGAGGCGGAGGUGGUGGAGGUGGAGGCAAAGGGGAGACAGAGGAUGUGAAGAGGAUGUCUGGGGUGACAGGGAGCCGACCGGGGCACGGACGGGGAGCUGGCUCCAACUCUGGGGUUCUGAUGGUCGGCCCAAACUUCCGGGUUGGAAAGAAGAUUGGCUGUGGGAACUUUGGAGAGCUUCGGCUUGGAAAGAACCUCUACACCAAUGAAUAUGUGGCCAUCAAACUGGAACCAAUUAAGUCACGAGCGCCACAACUCCAUCUAGAAUAUCGCUUCUACAAACAACUGGGAAGUUCAGAGGGUGUACCCCAGGUGUUUUACUUUGGACCAUGUGGUAAAUACAAUGCUAUGGUUCUGGAGCUACUGGGACCCAGCUUAGAAGAUCUGUUUGACCUCUGUGACAGGACUUUCUCUCUAAAGACUGUACUUAUGAUAGCCAUACAGCUGAUAACUCGCAUGGAGUUUGUCCACACCAGAAGCCUGAUCUAUAGAGAUGUGAAACCCGAGAACUUCCUGGUUGGCCGACCGGGUUCCAAGAGGCAGCACACGAUCCACAUCAUCGACUUUGGCCUGGCGAAAGAAUACAUUGACCCAGAGACCAAGAAGCACAUCCCUUACAGAGAACACAAGAGUCUAACUGGCACUGCUAGAUACAUGAGCAUAAAUACACAUCUAGGGAAAGAGCAAAGCCGGCGGGAUGACCUGGAAGCUCUGGGCCACAUGUUCAUGUACUUCCUGCGAGGCAGCUUGCCCUGGCAGGGACUCAAGGCUGACACUCUGAAAGAACGUUAUCAGAAGAUAGGAGACACAAAACGAGACACCCCAAUAGAGGUCCUCUGUGAGAACUUCCCAGAAGAGAUGGCCACCUACUUGCGGUAUGUGCGUCGGCUUGACUUCUUUGAGAAGCCGGACUACGACUAUCUGAGGAAACUCUUCACAGACCUCUUUGACAGAAAUGGAUACGUCUUUGAUUACCAGUACGACUGGACUGGGAAGCCACUGCCCACUCCGAUUGGUCCGGUGGCCAGCGAGACUCCACUUCAGACGAGCAACCGAGAUAAAGCACCACAAACCAAAAACCAGUCUCCAGAGGGGAAAGGCAGCGAGUCCCAGCCCACUCCAGUGACCAAUCGAGAGCUUCUGGGCUCCCAUCUCACUGCUGAUAGGCUGGGCGGGUCUGUCCAGGUGAUGAGUUCAACCAACGGUGAGCUGAAUACGGAUGACCCCACUGCAGGACACUCCAAUGCACCAAUCACAGCCAACCCAGAGGUUGAAGUCGCUGACGAUACCAAGUGCUGCUGUUUCUUCAAGAGGAGGAAGAGGAAAGCUCUCCAGAGACACAAAUGAAGACAAACAAGGGAACCUGUGGCUCUCCUCUUCACAUCUGUUCUUUUUGUUUCUUUCUCUCACCCCUGUCCUCUUCCUCACCUCUGCUAACGGGUGUUAGCUGGUAUACUGGUUUCUACUGGUCUGGACCGAGCAGUGAAGAGAGCGUUUGCUGCCUCUACCAGCAACGAUCCCCUUGUGUAUUUAUGGCCAAAGACUGAAGUGAAACCAGAGCAGCACAGACUGCUGCAGGGAAACAUGUGGCCGUAAGACUACAGCUGAUGGACUGAAAAACAAGUUGGCGACUGGAUUCAGCUGCUUUCCUGGCCGACUGGCUUCUCACUUUCCCCCUUUCCCGUUACUGAGCGGUUCAGAGGAGAGACGAGUGUGUUUGUGAGGAUAUAUGAGAGAGGACUCCAAAUACAAGCGUGCAAUGAGUCACACGUGCACACCCACUGCACACUUUUCUGGAGCUCAUUGCAAAUCGAUUUCAUGGACAAAGAGAUGCAGCUCGCGCAGUCAUUCAAGUUUUUAUUCCUUAGGGUCAAAGGAAGAGCACUGUGAGUGGACUGGACUAUUUCCUGAAAUGGACCAGGCUCGGUGAAUUCCUGAAUCCCUUUCAGAGGAAAAACCCACGACCACCAGAAUCAAAAGUUUAAAAGAAGUUUAUGUAAAAUCGAUGCUUUGUUUCCUGUUUUAAUUUGUAACUAAAAACAGAAAAGACUUCUGUUUUCAUCCUGCUUUCCCAUGAUUUCAGUUGUUCACAAACUUUGUGUUUUGUAGUUUCUAGUGUGUUCCUCAAAAUGUUUUUUUCCUAAAUAACUUUUAAUUUUCUUUUUUUUCUUUCCCCCUCUUCCUCUCUGGGUUGGGGGAUGGGACGUCAGAUAACUCCAUUAAAAAACAACCAAACAACUUUAAA
Maylandia zebra (zebra mbuna) is the source of this 3018-nucleotide messenger RNA. Its product is annotated as casein kinase I. NCBI's taxonomy places the organism in Eukaryota, Metazoa, Chordata, Actinopteri, Cichliformes, Cichlidae. The record is from RefSeq and is a predicted model, not a curated record. Gene Ontology annotation, molecular function: ATP binding; protein serine/threonine kinase activity. Gene Ontology annotation, biological process: protein phosphorylation.